CAGUACACGAACAGGUAGAUGAAAGGAAGGAGGGCUUCUGUGUUUGCAUGGUCUCAGGUCAAGUAUGAAUGUAUUCAUGUGCUCUGACAACAUGAAUUCCUUCCUUGGGAACUUAGUGCAGCAGUAAGUUCUUCAGUCUCUGCUCAUACCUAUUUAUUUAUGCCCUGGCUCAUAUCCAGAAAACAUGCCUCACACUCCAUUAUAUUUAUUGGUUUUAUGCACAUGGGUAAGAAUUGCAUGUUCAGAUUCUUCUUCGGCUUUUUUAGCAUUUCUAAGUACUAAGCAACUGCUGUGAAAUUGUUGUGAGCUAGAAUUAGGAGCUUGGGCUGCAGAAAAUUUAUUAGUUUAGUUGGAUAACUUUUAUUGGCAUGAGUAUAAAACAUCUACUGUGUGACACUGCUUUUUUAAUAGCACAUCUAUUAAGGUGCUUGAGCACUUUGUUAUGGUUGACUGAAAUCACUGAGCUCUGCAAGAGUAGAGGAAGUUCUACUUUGUUUAUAUGCUUCCACUAUCCCCUCUUGUAAGCCCCUCUUCGUCCAUUUGGGCCUUUCGUCUCUUAGAUGAAGAACUGGGUCACCAGAGGCACAAGACUUAAGUAUUUGAGCUUUAGUUUGACUUGAAACUGGGGACAAAAGCAAUAUUGGCCACUCAUACUCAAAGCUGUAACUAACACAGUUUUUACGUAGCUGUGGUUUGCGGGGCCUCUGUUUUCUCCAGUUGCUGUGGGGUAUCGUAUUAGUCUGGGUACCUGGGUUGGCAUCUACAAAUGCAUCUUAAAUCUGAGUGCCAUGGACAGAUUCUGUAAUGCAGCACAUUUGCUAAUGAAAUAUUAGUAUAUGCAAGCUUUUUUUUUUUAGUUUCCAUCUGGUACCAGUACACAGAAACUUGUCAUCAUUGUUAAGAGGAUCUUGCUCUAUAAAAUGCAGAUUUUUUUCAGUCGCAACUGUUCAAAAUGUUCCUGGAUCUGAAGGGUUCUUCAGGAAGAGGGGAUGUUGUUUGUUUUGCUUUUUCUCUGUCUUUGCUUAAUUAGAUUCUUCUUUUUUGCACUGGGACUUGUAAAAGUUAUCUUUAAGGUUCCUGUCCUCAAACUUACCAUGGCAAACAUGAGGACUUUCCAUUGUCUUAUGUUAGAAAUUCUUUAUAACCUGUCUUGUAACAGAAAUGCCUAUAAAUACUACAAAAUAUAAAAUGCAAAUUGAAUAUGCUAAAGGACUUCCCUGCUAAUGCCUUUCUUUCCUCCAGCUGCUCAUGCAUCAUUUUCAGGUUUCAGACUGCUUAUGAUAAAGGACAUCCUUCUAAAUGUUGUUCUUCAGGUCUCAACAUCUUGGCUUUCAAAAUAGUAUUGAUCCUGAUUUGAGUCUCAGAUGUGCUUUUCAAUAUCAGGUGUUUUAAAGAAUAAACACUUGAAAUACAUCACUCAGGGGUAGUCACGCUUGCUAAAUCUUGCACAAUCGUGUUCUUGAAUAGCUUGGCUUCGCUGCGUGUCUGUGGCUACGCAUACGCAUAUGGAAAAUUACUGCUGUAUACCACUUCAUGUGUUUGUUGUUGAGAAGUCCAUUCCUGUGCCUACCAUGGAACUUUUGCAGGCAGGCUUGCUUCUGUAGGCACCUUAAUUCAUACCUUGCAUCAGUUUUCUCUGGGGCUGGGAAACAUCUUUCCUCUUUCUACCUCAGUGCUGGGCUGACAUGUAGCUCUCUAUAGACAUAACUGCUGCUGAGCAUGCUAAAAUGGACAAGGGGGAAAAACGAGUAUGACGUAAGAUAUUUCCUUUCAUUAAAAUCGCUUUUGUACUUUUAGACCUUCAUUUGUCUGCUUAGUCUGGUGCACAAUAAGACAUUUGGCCCUCUUGGGUUGACUGACUGAUGCUUUAACAAGAGCCCUGUGUUUAUAUUGCUCUACAUAUUGUUACAGAAAUAAAUUAACUUAAGCUUCCCAAAUGAGCCAGCAAUGAGAAAACAAAACACGUUGGUUUACCCUUGCAGCAGCAACAUAAUGAGAAAAAUGCCGUCCGAGGCUGGAAAAACUGAGUGUUUCACAGGACAGUUUCUCAAGGGCAGCACAACGUUACCUCAAACAGCAAAUGCAGCCCCACUGCAUGGCAUCCAUCACGUGAUAUUAAAAACGUGGAGUCUUGCCCUAGGGAUUUCUGAAAUCAGCUUAUGUUGUAAUGAAUGACAACUUGGAGUAUUCACAUACAGGUUUUUCCUCUUGAUCUGAUUAAAUUUAUAAUGGACUUCAUAUACAAGUACUGUGGGUUUUUUUUUUUGUGUGUGUGUGUGUGUUUUUCCUGUCUGGUGACUUAUUCUACAGUAGGUAGAGAUUAUUAUUUUUUUUCCUUUGAAUGAAAUAGAGUAGGAAAAAGAAAGCAAUUAAGAUUUUCUCCCCAGUGAAGAAAUAUAUGGCUCUCAUACACCUGGAGAACAUCUGGCAAGAAUAUAGCAAUACUUGAGAUUUACACCUUCGUGUGCCAAUGCAGGAGGUCUCCAAGUUGGCCUAUGGUAUUUAUCUAAGCAGAUACUGAGAAGUACGGUGUCAUUGGGUGUAUUCUUGGCAAACUCCAAGCCUGCAUGUGAAAUGUGAGAUCUCAGCAGAAGCACAUUGUAGUUUAGCAACUUUGCAAGAGUGCUGUUUUUAUCACUGCCCUAGAAGAUACAGUAAUAAGCUGAAGCUCUUCUGUUCUGGAUGCUGCAACACAUACUUUGAUGGUACUGCUAUGUGGAUAUUUGUUAGCAAUGACUGAUGUGGAAUCUACAUAUGCAGACUUUAUUGCUUCAGGAAGAACAGGUAGAAGAAAUGCACUACAUGACAUACUUGUGUCCUCUCCAGGUGGGAACUCUAGUGAACUAGCCUUAAAGUUAUCAGAGCUUGAUAUAAACAAAGCAGAAGGAGAAGGAGAUGCACAACGAAAUCCAAGUGAGCAAACGGGGGAGGCCCAAGGGGAGGCAGCAAAGCAAGAAAGCUGACAUCCGACUUUGACCGACUGGAGCAACUGCUGGAUGUUUUCAGGCUACAAGAGCAUGCUGGAACAAAUUUGUUUCCAUGAGCAAGCUGGUGGAAAAGCAAGUGCAUGUGUCUUCACUGCUGGAACCCAGUCAACACAAUGCUAAAAAUGGGGGUACAAGCUGUGGCAGAAGACAGAAUUUUCUCUACCUCUGUCAUUAGCAAUGGUUGAACAUGUAUUGAUUUUUGGGGUAGUGUCAUCAGAUGGAUCCCUUCAUAAUGACUACUUGAUGGGAACACUUUUAGAAAGUAGAACAAACAGGUAAAUCUUGUAGCAAAUGGCCUUUGAAACAUCAGAGGAUCUAAUAGUGUAUCUUAAGCAAAGGCUUGUGUGAUCCUCAGAGUUUAAAAUUCUCUGGCCAAAGUGUUCACCCAUUAAAAGAACUGUAAAGAAAGCACUGUUUUUAGAACUUUGCGUCUGUUUUACAGCUCUGUUAUUUACAAUGGUUUUUGUAUUGUAUGACUUAGAUGCUCCACACUGCCCCUUCUCAACUGCUUAUGAAGAAUAUUUCUGUUACUGUGAAUUUUUCUACCACGCGUUUUGAAAGGGCUGGUUUUUUUGCAUAAUGUGGUGAUGUGCACAUGAUAGAUUUAAAACGUCAACCGCUAAAUUGAUUAUGCCUAAACCUAAAUGACUCAGCAACACUCUAAUUUGUUACUAGAUAAGCCUUCAAAACGAUUCAUUAAUGUGAAUACUUCGGUGUGUUUUGUGUCCUUGGUACAUUUUUGCCACUUGCCUGUAGUUAGUUGCAUAUCAGAGACUCAAAUCGAAUCUUUGAUGUUAUUCUUCCCCAUUUUCUAAUUUUACUCCCAAUUUCUUAAUCUUUCUCCAAGCUAUUUUUUUAAAAUGUUAGUCCUAGUAUUUUAUUGUAAUGGUAGUUUUAAGAAUACAUUUAUAACCUUAUAUGGGUUAAAAUUCAAACAAAUUCCAUGGUGCUAGAGAUUUUUCUGGUUCACAUUGUUAAAGAUGGUCCUUGUAUACACAUGGGAAAAUAAGUGGCAUAGGUUAUGGCCAAUUAUCUAUUCUGGAAUGAGUUUUAGAUUGCAGGAUAGUCCAAGUAGUGGAUCAUCAACCAGGUCCAGCCAGGGGAACUAACUUUUUCUACUCCUUGGCUUUGCGUCAGUUGAGCAGGCUGUUGAGUUUGCACAUCCAGUAGCCUGUUUACUGAUGUACCAGACACAGCCAAGUGCUAGAAGCUGCCCCAGCAGCCUUUUGGUCAGGUUGUGGAAAAGGAUGUUGAAAGAGUUAGAAGCUAGCACCCAAAAUACUAGAUUUUUCCUAUUUCAGCAAUUCCAAAAUGGCAGUCUGAACUGGACAUUUACUGAAAUACCAGGUUAGCUUGUCCAUCCAGGGGACUACUUAAAAUACCUAUAAAUUAAUAACCUAUUCUGCCAUAGCUAUGCUGAUUGAUUUCCUUCCCACCCCUGCCCCAGCAGACAAGGCCAUACAUGAGGCUGAACUCUGCAAAAUGGGGCAGUUAUACUUGCGUGUGACUGAGGUGAGAAAAGAGAGUGACUGACUAGUAAACCAUGGCAAUCACAUAAGUACCAAUCGCAAAGUCAGAAGAUUUUUUUUCUUUUUAUUAACGGGAGGUGAUGUCACUUUCUUUAUAUAUAAUUAUAUAUAUAUUAUAUAUAUUUUUGUGUUGUUGUUGGUUUCAAAUGUUAUGCACUUUUUAAUGUUUGUAAACUUUUACUAAUGAAUAGUGUGAUUGCUUCCUGAAUAUAUUAAUCAUCAGUUAACAAAACAUAUUUGUGGCCACAGUUAUUUGUUUCUACCAUAUGUAUCAUAGUAUUUGUCACAUGAAAUUCUUUUGUGAGAUGUGUGGAGAAAAAAAAAACACUUCUGAUCAGUAUUAUGAGCUCAUUUAUUAAUGUUAAUAAAAAAACAAGCCAGCA
Molecule: messenger RNA, 4899 nt
Organism: Cygnus olor (mute swan)
Lineage: Eukaryota; Metazoa; Chordata; Aves; Anseriformes; Anatidae
Gene: PKIA
Product: cAMP-dependent protein kinase inhibitor alpha
Exons: 5
Coding region: 2703-2963 (86 amino acids)
Biological process (GO): negative regulation of cAMP-dependent protein kinase activity
Cellular component (GO): nucleus; cytoplasm
Molecular function (GO): cAMP-dependent protein kinase inhibitor activity
Source: RefSeq, a predicted model, not a curated record